Molecule: messenger RNA, 2486 nt
Organism: Cryptotermes secundus
Lineage: Eukaryota; Metazoa; Arthropoda; Insecta; Blattodea; Kalotermitidae
Product: probable ATP-dependent RNA helicase DHX35
Cellular component (GO): catalytic step 2 spliceosome; intracellular anatomical structure
Molecular function (GO): RNA binding
Source: RefSeq, a predicted model, not a curated record
UAAGCUGUGAAGAGGGCGUUUAGCACAUACACAUGUGAUGUCAACGGUGCCAAGAUGGCGCGAAAUGAAUGGUUUUUGUUGUGAAGCGUAGGACCGUACAAAUCGUACAAGUCAAUUGCUGUUUAACACAGCUUACGAAGCAAAGGCGUGGCCAGUCGUAAACCGUACUAAUCAGUGAAUCUGGGUCACGUGUUUCCUCAGCUGAUGAUGUGCCACAUAUAGCCCGUAGGAAGUGAACGAAGUGAAUAUACGCGUAUGGUGUGCGUUGCCCUUAUAUUGCACGGAAUGCACGUAUCACUCAAAGGCGCUAAUGUUGUUUAGAUGGUGCAGUUUGCAAGGAUAUUAAGUAAUGUUUUCUUCUGAUGUGAAGCCAAGGUUUUUGAAACCAGGUGAGAGAAGCACAUGGGAGGAGGAUAAAUCAGACAUUGAUCCAAAUUCUGCCACAGCUUUUGUGUAUAAUCCUCAUGUGUCACUGUCUUUGGAGCAGCAGCGUGAAAGACUUCCUGUGUUCAGGAAUAGAAAUCAUAUCCUGUAUUUGCUGGAAAAGUUCCAGACACUAGUGCUUGUUGGAGAAACUGGGUGUGGCAAGAGCACACAGGUGCCUCAGUAUUUGCUGGAAGCUGGAUGGGGUGGUGAUGGGAAAGUUAUAGGCAUAACAGAGUCGAGACGUGUAGCAGCUACUACUUUGGCUACAAGGGUUGCAGAGGAAAAAGGAUCUUUGUUGGGUCAGGUUGUUGGCUACAGCAUUCGCUUUGAUGAUCGCUUUGAUCGAGAGCACACCAGGAUAAAGUACAUGACUGAGGGAAUUUUACUGAGAGAGAUGAUGGCAGAUCCACUUCUUAGGAGUUAUUGUGUUAUUAUGCUGGAUGAAGUACACGAGAGAACACUCUAUACUGAUAUUGUGAUGGGAUUGCUCAAGAAAAUAUUAAGAAAACAGAAGAAUCUGAAGCUUAUAGUUGCAUCAGCAACUGUGGAUGCUGAACAAUUAUACAGCUUCUUUAAUCAUAAUUCAAGUAAAGAUCUAACAAAGGAUACUGCUGUUAUAAUGAGUGUGGAAGGGAGAUUGUAUCCAGUGGAUAUACAUUAUGUGAAAGAACCUGUACCAGAUUAUGUGAAAGCUGUAGUGGAUACAGUUACAUUAAUCCAUGAACAUGAGCCAUCGGGAGAUGUACUGGCUUUUCUUACUGGACAAGAGGAAGUGGAUAGAGCUGUUAGUCUACUAAAGGAACAAGUAGUUAAUAACAAGGACAAUUUGAACCUUCUUGUUCUUCCAAUGUAUGGUUCUCUGCCAAAUUCAGAACAGUUGAAAGUUUUCCGCUCCACACCUCGAGGUCUACGUAAGGUAGUUGUGGCUACAAAUAUUGCAGAAACAUCAGUAACAAUCCCUGGAAUUGUGUAUGUGAUUGAUUGUGGGUUUGUGAAGCUGCGGUGGUUCAAUCCUGAAACUCAUACUGAUUCUCUGGUGGUAGUACCAGUGUCUCAAGCAUCUGCAGAUCAAAGAGCAGGUCGAGCAGGGAGGAUACGUUCAGGAAAAGCAUACAGGUUAUAUUCUGAAGCAGACUUCAAUUCCCUGAGUGCAGCAACACCUCCAGAAAUGCAACGUACUGAGCUUUCCAUGGCUGUGUUGCAUUUAAAGGCUCUAGGCAUUGACAAUGUUUUGAGGUUCAAUUUUCCAUCACCACCUCCAGCCAGGAACCUGCACUCAGCUCUAGGGCUGCUGUUUGCACUGGGGGCUAUUGAUUCUGAAGGUCAACUUACCAAACCAUUAGGAAUUAGAAUGGCGGAGUUUCCAAUGAAUCCUUUAUAUUCAAAGGCGCUUAUGAUAUCUGGUGAAUUCGGUUGCUCAGAAGAAAUCCUAUCCAUUAUAGCUAUGCUGCAGGUCCAAAAUGUGUUCACGAAACCAAGCAGUGGCCAGAAUUCUAUAAAGGCACGAAUUGCAAAACGAAGAUUUGAGGUGAAAGAAGGUGAUCUUCUGACACUGCUUAAUGUGUACAUUUCUUAUGUGAAACAUGGCAUGUCACAGGACUGGUGCAAGAAGUAUUUCUUGAAUUACAAGGGAUUACGCAGGGCUCUGGAGAUACGAACACAAAUGUCACAGCUCUUAAAAGAAUUUAAUGUUCCCAUCAUUUCAUGUCAAGGUGAUGUAGAGAAGGUGUGUCAGUGCAUCACUGCAGGCCUGUUUCCAAAUGCAGCCUACCUUCAUUACUCAGGUGUGUACAGAACUGUGAGGGGUGACCAGGAACUACACAUUCACCCCACAUCUGUAUUGUACACAUUAGAACAACCAAAGUGGCUGUUGUUCUGUGAGAUCUUGCAUACUAACCAAAUGUACAUGAAGGAGUUGACAGUGGUGAAGCCAUCCUGGUUGGAAGAACUAGCACCACACUUCUAUGAAAAAACCAUUGAUAGGGACUAUUCCCUGUGAAGUAGAAAGUUAUACUGUUAGGUCUGAAGCCUGUUCAACAGUUAGUACUCUGCUGAACUUU